AUGGUGCACGGCAUCUUGCCUUUGAGGUCGCAAAGUCACCGCCGCCUGCAACGGCUUCGGAAGCACACUCGGCGAUGCAGGCAAAAGCGGGUGAUGAUGCACGCUGGGUCGUGUAGAACUGUGCUGUGGCGUAUACCGCAAUCUUGCAGGCGCGCUGAGGAGGCUUUGGCGUGGAAGACCUUCCUACAGAAGAUUGUUUGGCGGCUCGAGGGCCGGUUGAAGGAGUUUCCAUCUUGCGGACGAGCUGGCCGUGAACAAUCCCUUGAGGACAGCGAGGAGCGGCAGCUGGUUGACGCAGCGUUGAACCAGGAGCAGCUGUUGCAGAACCCUGAGGAGGUGGUCUGCACGCGCUAUGGUGCUGAGCUGACCAGGCGACACCUGUCUUGCUUGCUUCCCGAUGAGUGGGUGAAUGACGAGGUGGUGAAUGCAUACCUGCGCCUGGUGCAGGAUUUCAGCAAAGGGGUGUGGUGCCCCAACACGUUCUUUUGGCCGAAAUUGGAGGAAGGCGGCCACGCUGCGGUGGAGCGCUGGGCCAGGCGCGCAGCAAUCGAUGUGGCUCUCCUCCGGUGUAUCAUUGUGCCGCUACAUCUGGAAGGUUGCCACUGGGCGUUGGCUGUGAUGAAGAUGUCCCAGCGGACAAUUGAAUAUUUUGACUCGCUGGGCUUGGCAGCCCCCGAUAAUUUGCAAAGCAGGCUUUCAGAAUAUGCCUCGAUGGAGGCCUCGGCGCUGUCAGGCUGUUGGAAGCUCAAGGUGGCCACGGCUCAGCUCCAGGAGAACACUUCAGACUGCGGUGUUUUCAUGCUGGCUUAUGCUGAAUGCAUGGCGCUGGGUACUCCAAUGAGCGUGGACGCCUCGCAGGUCGCCAAAAAGGCUGGCAUGCACCGUAGGCUCAGUUAUUCUGACCGAGCAGACUUACCAAUGUCCCAGCGCUGGCGUGAAGAGAUGCAGGCGAAGUUAUCCAAGGUUGACACCUCCAAGCUCUCCCCAGAGCAGAAGAGGAAGUUCAAGGAGCUCACUCAGCUCCGGGGCAAACAUGAGACGCGGCACUGCCAGUUUCAGCAGGCGCUGUGGCAGGCCGCCCCAGCGCACCAGGCGGGGAUCCUGCUCGCGCAGAAGAACUGA
Effrenium voratum is the source of this 1122-nucleotide messenger RNA. NCBI's taxonomy places the organism in Eukaryota, Dinophyceae, Suessiales, Symbiodiniaceae. The record is from the annotation of a GenBank genome assembly.